This is a messenger RNA of Raphanus sativus (radish), 727 nucleotides long. RefSeq lists its product as uncharacterized. NCBI's taxonomy places the organism in Eukaryota, Viridiplantae, Streptophyta, Magnoliopsida, Brassicales, Brassicaceae. Gene Ontology annotation, molecular function: RNA nuclease activity. Gene Ontology annotation, cellular component: peroxisome. The record is from RefSeq and is a predicted model, not a curated record. The transcript is spliced from 2 exons. Gene Ontology annotation, biological process: regulation of gene expression. The coding region runs from base 1 to 639 and encodes 212 amino acids.
AUGAGAAGGACUAAAACAUCAGAGAACGGCGUCGUUCAGCAGCGACGGUCUCUCAGUGACGUUGGUCUUAAGUAUCUAGCUACAAUGGCAACGCACAGAGAAGCAGAUGACGAGUCAGAGUUUGUGACGGCUAAAACGUCAGUCUGGUGGGACGUAGAGAACUGCGGUGUCCCAAAAGGUUGUGAGGGCCAUAAGAUUGCUUUAAACAUUAAAUCAGCUUUGGAGAAAAUGAAGUAUUGUGGUCCGGUCACCAUUAAUGCAUAUGGUGACAUUAAUCAAAUGAGAUUCUCUGUUCAACAAGCUCUCUCCUCCACGGGCGUAUCACUCAACCAUGUCCCUCCCGGAGUUAAAGACGGGAGCGACAAGAAGAUCUUCGUAGACAUGUUGUUGUGGGCAAUGGAAAACAGAGCUCCUGCUAACAUUAUGCUGAUCUCCGGUGAUGGAGACUACUCUUAUGUUCUUCACCGAUUGAGGAUGAUGGGGUACAAUGUUCUUUUGGUACGACCUGAGCAUGCAUCUCGCUUUCUAAUUGCUGCGACAAAUACAAUAUGGUUAUGGAGGAGCAUAGUUGCUGGUGGCUCUGGGCCUCUGGCUCUGGCUCCAAUGCUCUUCAACAAGCUGAGCCUAGGAAGAGUAUGAACUCAGAUUUGGUCGUUUAAAGCAAAGAGUAGCAAGAGAUUAUGUGAAAAAGGGAAAACUAUGCAGUCUAUGCUUGUUUAUUAUUGGG